Molecule: messenger RNA, 594 nt
Organism: Argiope bruennichi
Lineage: Eukaryota; Metazoa; Arthropoda; Arachnida; Araneae; Araneidae
Exons: 3
Coding region: 1-594 (197 amino acids)
Source: RefSeq, a predicted model, not a curated record
AUGGUAUCAUUGGGUAUGGAAGGUGGAAUGGUAUGGUAUGGUAUGGUAAAUGGUAUCAUUGGGUAUGGAAGGUGGAAUGGUAUGGUAUGGUAUGGUAAAUGGUAUCAUUGGGUAUGGAAGGUGGAAUGGUAUGGUAUGGUAAAUGGUAUCAUUGGGUAUGGAAGGUGGAAUGUAUCAUUGGGUAUGGAAGGUGGAAUGUUAUGGUAUGGUAAAUGGUAUCAUUGGGUAUGGAAUGCGGAAUGGUAUGGAAGUAUGGUAUGGUAUGGUAAAUGGUAUCAUUGGGUAUGGAAGGUGGAAUGGUAUGGUAUGGUAAAUGGUAUCAUUGGGUAUGGAAGGCGGAAUGGUAUGGAAGUAUGGUAUGGUAUGGUAAAUGGUAUCAUUGGGUAUAGAAGGUGGAAUGGUAUGGAAGUAUGGUAUGGUAUGGUAAAUGGUAUCAUUGGGUAUGGAAGGUGGAAUGGUAUGGUAUGUAUGAGCCGCUAUGCUACUGUCACUUCCUCCCUUGCAGUAGUGUUCCGACUAGACGGUGAAGCGAUGCAAAAGGCAAAAAGGCGACGCUUGGAGCGGGAGAGUGUGAGCGUCGAAGUUGAAGGAUAA